AUGGUUUCGUGUGUUGUCUGUGCGAUUACUUUAAAACGAGGUGAAACCGGGUCGAUUACCUGUUUAUCGUGUAAUGGUAUUUUUCACAUACAGUGCGUUAAAAUUAAUCAGGAUGAUAUUGACUAUUUAAAUUCUAUAAAAAAAAAUUGGUCAUGUUCAAACUGUACAAAAAAACCAGAAAAAGAUUCUAAAUCAGACACCCAGUCUGACAAUAUUUCCUCACCGGAUGUUAAGUUGAUCUUAAAACAGUUAAACCUCUUAAAAUUUGAACAAUCUAAACUGAUAAAUCUCGUUAACAAACAAACUGCGAAAUUAGACGCGUUUGAACGAAAAUUCACCGAAGUUUUUUCCCAAUUAGCCACAAUCAAAGAUGACAAUAUUCUUCUCCAUAAUAAUUUAAAUAGUUUAACAGCUCGACUUGAGUCCAUUGAACUUAACCGCUCCACUCCAGAUGAAGACUCAUUCUCGGACUUCGUUGACCGCCAAGCCCGCUCUAAAAAUGUAAUUUUGUUUAAUGUUCCUGACGCGCCCGAUGAUACCAAUAACUCGGACUCCUCAACAGUCGAUCUUAUUUUUACUAAACUCGCUUUGGACAUUAAACCGAUCACAAUUCAGAGACUCGGAAAAUUUGACGGUAAGAUUCGCCCUUUGAAAAUUUCACUAGCUUCCGCCUCUGAUGUUUUCAAGACCUUGGGUUCUUCGAGAAAACUUAAAUCUGAUCAAAUUUUCAAUGCGGUUAGAAUAACAAGUGACAAGACUCCCAAACAACGUUUGUAUUUUCAAAAUCUGCGUAAAGAAUUAGAUAUGAGACGUUCGGAUGGUGAGUCAAAUCUAACAAUAAAAUACGUCAAGGGCAUUCCAUCUAUUGUUAAUUCCGCGGUCCAAAAAAACUAA
Molecule: messenger RNA, 894 nt
Organism: Macrosiphum euphorbiae (potato aphid)
Lineage: Eukaryota; Metazoa; Arthropoda; Insecta; Hemiptera; Aphididae
Source: the annotation of a GenBank genome assembly